This is a messenger RNA of Fraxinus pennsylvanica, 1500 nucleotides long. The record is from the annotation of a GenBank genome assembly. Lineage: Eukaryota; Viridiplantae; Streptophyta; Magnoliopsida; Lamiales; Oleaceae.
AUGGCAAGCUGUAAUGAUAUUCAUAAAAGCAAUGAGCAUACCAGCAAGGANNAAAGCAAUGAGCAUACCAGCAAGGAACAAACUCAAGUUGUAGUAAUAGUGGUGCCAUUUCCAGCCCAGGGCCACCUCAAUCAGCUUCUGCAACUCUCCUGCCUCGUAUCUUCCUAUGGCCUCCCGGUUCACUAUGUCAGUUCUGCCAUCUACAACCGCCAAGCCAAAGUCCGUGCAAAUGGCCUAAACUCUCUAAAUUUAGACAAACUCCAUUUCCACGAUCUUCCAACACCUGCUUUUGAAUCUCCUCCUCCGAAUCCCAACUCGACUAAUAAGUUCCCAACACAGCUGCAGCCGGCCUGGUACGCCAUGUUGAGCAUCCGCCAACCGGUGGCUGAAUACGUAAAACGUAUAUCCAAGCAAGCAAAAAGAGUUGUCGUUAUUCAUGACCCUCUUAUUGCUGCGGUUGUUCAGGAUGUUGCUUCCAUUCCUAAUGCAGAAUCCUAUGUUUUCAACUGUCUUUCAGCUUAUUUUCAUUCCUUUUUUCUAUGGGAAUCCCUGGGAAAACCAUUCCCUAUUGAACAACCAAAACAUUUACCCUCUUUUGAAGGAUGUAUUCCAGAGGACUUCUUCGAAUUUUUAGCUUUACAGGAAGAGCCAUUGAAAUAUAGAGCUGGAUAUUUAUUCAAUACUUGCAGAGCCAUAGAAGGGCCUUUUGUUGAUCUAUUAGAAAGGGAAGAGGUUGCCGAGAAAAGAAAACUAUGGGCAAUAGGACCAAUUCUCCCAUCAAAAUCCUUAUCUGCUAAUAGCCAACACAAAUGUUUAGAGUGGCUUGACAAACAAGCUCGAAAAUCUGUUAUCUAUGUAUCGUUUGGGACGACGACGUCAUUUUCAGACGAAGAAAUCAAAGAGCUGGCAAUAGGAUUAGAAAAGAGCAAACAGAAGUUCAUUUGGGUGCUGAGGGACGCCGAUAGAGGAAAUGUGUUCGAUGGUGAAGUUAGACGAGCUGAAUUACCAGAUGGGUUCGAGGAAAGGGUCAAAGAGUUUGGAAUGAUGGUAAGAGAUUGGGCACCACAGCCAGAAAUUCUUUCCCAUCCAUCAACUGGUGGAUUCAUGAGCCAUUGUGGCUGGAAUUCAUGCAUAGAAAGCAUUAGCAUGGGAGUGCCAAUUGCAGCCUGGCCUAUGCAUUCUGACCAACCAAGAAACUCUGUGCUCAUAACAGAAAUACUGAAAACAGGUCUCAUUGUGAGGGAAUGGGAACAGAGGGAGGAACUGAUGAAAGCUUCCACUAUUGAGAAUGUUGUGAGAAGAUUAAUGGCAUCGGAAGAAGGAAAUACGCUACGAAAACAGGCUGAGGAAUUAGCUGCUGUUGUUAGGCUGUCGACUGAGGAAGGCGGCACAUCUAAAGCUGAAUUAGAUUCAUUUAUUGCCCAUAUCACUAGACAAAAUAUGGACAGUGUCUCUCCAACAUCAAGUUCCAUUCCCAGUUCUUCCGCAGGUUGUAAUUGA